AAAAAGUUUUACGAGAGAGCGGCGCGAGGCGGUGCUUAGCUCCGUGCUAAAGCUAAAGCUAAAAACAAAGAAAAAUGUGUGAAAAGAGGCGCAGACUGAGAGCGCAGGUGACAGAGCGGCUGACUGCGGCUGCGGACGAGAUCUGUGCGCUGUUUGAAAGAACAAUAGCGGAGUAUGAGGAGGAACUGAGCCGCUCCAAAGAGGAGAACCAGAGGAAACAGCGGCUCCUGGACUCGGCUCUCAGCCCACAGGUCCGGCUCCACAGGACACAGGAUUUUCUUCACACAGAAACAGUUAAAAGUGAAGACGAGGAGCAGAGUCUCGCACCGGAAUCGUACCCUCGACCUGCCCAGGACCUGUACCUCCAGGUGAAAGUGAAGGACGACGCUUCAGAGACCGCCUCCCAGCAGGAACAACCAAUCGGAGACGAGAAUGACACCGCCCCGCACCACGAACCAAUCAGAGACGAGAAUGACACCGCCCUGCACCACGAACCAAUCAGAGACGAGCAUGACACCGCCCUGCACCACGGACCAAUCAGAGACAAGAAUGACACCGCCCCGCACCACGAACCAAUCAGAGACGAGAAUGACACCGCCCUGCACCACGAACCAAUCAGAGACGAGAAUGACACCGCCCUGCACCACGAACCAAUCAGAGACGAGAAUGAAACUGCGACUGAAGACUGGAUGCAGCCAUGGGAACCAGAAUCAGAGGAGGGGCGGGGCUACCGUCUCAACCAAUCACAAACCUCGGACGCCACCCAAACGGCAAACUCCUUUUUCCGAAACAUCACAAAUGGCUGUUCUGUUUUUGUGGACGAGCAGAUGACUUUAACCGAGCUCAAGAGGAAACUAACGACGCAAAACUGCCCCAUCUGCGGGAAGAGCCUGAAGAGAGACCUCUGGAGCCACAUCCUGGGGCACACGGCAGAGAGACCUUUCAGCUGUUCAGUCUGCAACAAGGGCUUCACACGAAAGAGCUCGCUUACCCUACACAAAAGCCUGCACCUGACCCAGAAACCCUUCAGCUGUACAGUUUGCGGAAAAGGUUUCACUCAGAAAUCACAUUUAAAACUCCACCUGGACAUUCACGACAAGCACGAGCAGAAACAGAAGGAAACGGUGAUUAGCAAACGCACGAGAAAGACCAAACAAGCAGCCGCUGUCCAACCCAAACCGCGUUUAAACACAGAAAAGCGGGAACAAAAUCCGGGACGAGAUCAAAGUUCACCUUCUCCAACAGGAAGAGAAAAGAAGAGACGCAAAUGUCGCCAAGCUUCAGAUCAAACUCGAGCUUCCAAGAGGUUAAGUCCGUUAUCUAUUUCCCAAAAAGGCGAGGAGUGUCCCGUGUGUGGGAAGGUUUUCAACGAUUUAUGGAAACACAUGCUGCUGCACACGGGAGAGAGACCUUUCAGGUGUUCAGUCUGUAGGAAAGGCUUUACCCGGGUGAGCACCCUGACGCUGCACCGGAGGCUUCACAUGAAAGUCAAACCGUAUAAAUGUUCGAUUUGUGAGCGAGAAUUCACCCAAAACUGCAGCCUCAAAGUCCAUCUGGCCAAACACGCCAAAGAAGACGAGCUCGUCCGACUCAGAGCCAAACCUCUGGCCCAACAGCUGCGCAGUUUGAAUCUGCAGAAGUAUUUUGGAACCGAAAACGACCGAAACUUUGAACCGCAGCCGAGUACUUCACAGUAACGAUUCAGUGUUUUCUCCUUCGAUACCGAUACUUUGGCUUUAAGUUUCCUCCACGAUCUGAGCACAGCUGAAAUCAGACGUUUAUAUUCACUAAAUAAAAACACACACGUUUUUUUUUCUUUGUGUCUGUCAUGAAAUCAGACUAAACUUUUCCUGUUUGUCUGAUCAAAAUUGUUUCUAUUUGCCAAAUGUCAGAGGAGGAUUGAGGAUGAGGGAAAGAUUUUUUAGACUUUUUGUUCAUUAUUUUCUACAAUGUCACAAGUUUCUGAACAUUUAGCGAAUAGAAAUAAUUGUGUUAAUCCUGAUUGACCUAAAACAGGAAAAGUUUAGUCUGAUUUCAGUGAGAAAAAAAACACAUGUGUGUUUUAUGUGGUGAAUGUAAACUUCUGGUGUCUCUGUGUGAAUCGGUUCAAUUUAUUCUGUGGGAGACAUUUAUAUUUUUCUGUCUGAACGAGUCAAAAACACUGACUUAGAUUGCGUUACUGUGAGGCAAAUAACUAUUUGAACACCUGUGUAUCAGCUAGAAUUCUGCCCCUCAAAGACCUGUUAGUCCAUCUUUAAAAAGUCCAGCUCCUCUUCACUUAUUCUCCUAAAUUAGAAGCUCCUGUUUGAGGUCGUUCGCUGCAUAAAGACACAUGUCCACCCCAAACUACUAACAUGGACAAGACCAAAGAACUGACAAAAUGCACAAGAGACUAAACUGUAAACCUCCACAAGGAAAGGGCAAAGGGACAAUCGUCAAGCAGCUUGCUGAAAAAAAGAUGUUGGAGCAAUUAUUAGAAAAUGGAAGAAGCUAAACAUGACGGUCAAUCUCCCUCAGACUGGAGCUCCAUGUGAGAUCUCACACACUGAGCUAAAGCACAUGAAAGCGUCGCACAACACUACCCCCACCCUGGCAAUGAACAACUCCACUCCAGAAAAAUAACACGACUGGUACAGAAUCCUCUUAUCCACAGGCCUGAGAAGUGUAAAGACGUAGUACUGUCCAUUAUUAAAACACACUCAGACGUGGAGGGUUAAAACUCAAAUAUGCUCAACUCAGUGACUAAAAUGAGCUGAUUUAAAGAUGCAUGAGUGAAAAAUAAACUUCAAUAUUGCAUUAAAAAUGAAUAAAGUGCAUGUCGUAUGU
Molecule: messenger RNA, 2826 nt
Organism: Periophthalmus magnuspinnatus
Lineage: Eukaryota; Metazoa; Chordata; Actinopteri; Gobiiformes; Gobiidae
Product: homeotic protein spalt-major-like
Exons: 2
Coding region: 75-1697 (540 amino acids)
Cellular component (GO): nucleus
Source: RefSeq, a predicted model, not a curated record